AUUUCUUAAAAUGCUUACGGUACUUCCGGUUGGACGCUCCAAGCAACUUCUGCUUUCACUAGUAACUUGAAAGAACUUCUGAUGUGAAAGCAAAGCGUUUUUCAUCUGAAAAUGUGGAGUGCAUCAGUACAGAGGGAAAGUCUCAGUGGACUUAUUAUGUUACACUUUGAGUAUGAACGAGGAAAUAGUUGAACCUGCAGCAAAUGAAGCACUCUGCAGAGCCAGGACACAGGAGGCCGUACAGACAGGGGAAGAGAUAGAUGAAGACUCUGCAUCCCCCAGGCAUCAUGAUGUUGUUGAUGACCCCCUUCUGCUCUCCCCACCGGCUGAAUCCGAGCUCUGUCUCCCCGGGGAACAGGACGAUGAGGAGUCAGGGGCCACCCAUCAGGACCCCACCCGGCAGAAGCGGCGGCGCACAGACCAGGCCUGUGCCAAACCACGGCGUGCAAGAACAGCAUUCACAUAUGAGCAGCUGGUUGCUCUCGAAAAUAAAUUCCGCACGACCCGUUAUCUGUCUGUGUGCGAGAGACUAAACCUGGCUCUGUCCCUGAGUCUGACCGAAACCCAGGUGAAAAUCUGGUUUCAGAACAGGAGGACCAAAUGGAAAAAGCAGAACCCCGGGGCGGACAGCAGCACCUUACAGCCCGGCUCCAACUCCCUACUCAACUCCAGUCCAAACCUGCCCCCCUGUGUGGCGAGCCCCGCCAGCUUCCACCAAACUUUCCCCAAUUUCAGCUCUGGGACUGUGAUCUUCCACACGGCCAGUGGUGUUCCAAUUUCAUCCACUGGAGGGCUCUUGCAUCCCUUCAUGUCCAGUGGUUAUGUCCAGCCUACUUACUUUAACCCACAUCUAUGAGAGAAGCCAAGAUUGACUGCAGCUGAUGAAACUGUCAGGCAAAUCUUUAAAAGCUGAACUUUUACCGCCCAGAAUUAUUGUAACUGUUGCAUUAACGCCAUCAUGUUCUACCAACUGAGGAGAAAAGGAGGCACCUGUUCGUCACAGCGUUUGUCAUGUUCCAUAACCAAAUGCAACCCCAUUUGAAGGAGAUUAAAACUUUAUGACAUUUCAAGUAGGGUUAACAUUUUUAUUUGAUUUUGUCAUGGACCUUAGACAUGACAACAAACCAAAUGCCAAAUCUGCAAGUUCUAAACACUGCCAAGACAGCAC
Molecule: messenger RNA, 1168 nt
Organism: Eleginops maclovinus (Patagonian blennie)
Lineage: Eukaryota; Metazoa; Chordata; Actinopteri; Perciformes; Eleginopidae
Gene: nkx1-2a
Product: NK1 transcription factor related 2-like,a
Exons: 2
Coding region: 173-856 (227 amino acids)
Biological process (GO): regulation of transcription by RNA polymerase II; cell differentiation
Cellular component (GO): nucleus
Molecular function (GO): RNA polymerase II cis-regulatory region sequence-specific DNA binding; DNA-binding transcription factor activity, RNA polymerase II-specific
Source: RefSeq, a predicted model, not a curated record